AUGUCACAGGAAAAUGUUUUUGAGCAGUCGAUCAAUAGCAAGUACAGCGACUGGACUGCGGUCUUCGACCCGACUGAAGUGGAGCCGUAUCGACUGCAUUGGGACGAGUCGAUGGUGUCGCGGAGUCGGCAAGCCUCCGGCGAACGGUCGAGUGAUUCGGAAAGCGAUAUGGACGCGGUAAGUUUGCACUCUCGAUCUCGAGAGCGCAUGCAAAUGGCACUUUUGUCGCCAUUAUAUUAACAUGGCAUUCGGUUGUGGGGGCUGUUUGCUCUUAAUGACUUUAUGUUUUGCCGUAAAGUUAUACCAAGUUUGUAUUGGUGUUUUUGGGUUGUUUAGGUUUGCGAAAAAGAUUUUUAUUCAUGAAAUGUUUAAAUAUGUUAGUUAAUCCUUGUAAAGUUAUAUGCUUUUAAAGGUAUAUUAACAGGAGUCAUUAUAUUUAUGUCAUUUCAGAAAACCGAAGAGCUAGCUACCGCAUUCAAUCGCUACUGUGAAGCAUUGGUGGCUGAUAUUCUUCAAGCCGAAGAGGGCUGGGACGCUGGCCAAGUGAGUUUAAAACUGUUUAUAUUAACAUUGCGCGACCGUCAAAAGCCGAGAAACGGGACUAAACUUUGUUUACUCAUUCACUUGGCCGCUCUAAAUUAAUAAUCUUGCGUGAGCUGAACAUGAUUGCUCUGGUUAUUAGUUGUCUUAGCUUGCGCUUCUGAAAGUCUGCUUCAACUAUUGAGUUAGGGUAGAUGAGGGUUGAUUUUAAUGAGUUUAGGGGGUGUUUUGGCUAAUUUUAAGUGGUUGUCACGUUUUUAAGAGACGUUUUGUCAAUACCUUAUCGUGUGUUGGGAGUUUAGUAUACACCACUAUUUCUUAGUCUAUAUACCAUUAUAUCUGACAACUAGCGAGCUUAUGUUGCAUUACCUUGUCUCAUGUUGCAAGCUGUUUUUUGCCAAUCUUUGAUAUAUGGCUUCUGAUUUCUCAUCCUGCCGUCUCCCAAGUCAUGUUUUUGAGACAAGGCCAACAUCGCCGCGGGAUUUAUGGCCUGCAAAAUGUUUUUUGCGACCAAAUCCCCGGCCUUGAUUAAUUCGCUGUGAUGAACUGAGAAAUCGCCGUUGUUCUUCAUCCAGAAAGACCUUGAGAAGGACCUUAUUCACCCCAUUUAGCGCCGAGUAUUGAGUUAUCAAGAUGAGAAUUGAGUCCUGAUUCUUCGCUUUUAUGCGCCAAAUGCGCGCGGUUUGGCCACAUUGGCCGGGCGAGGGGGGGGUUGCGCUUGGAAUGACCGCUCGGCUGUUGUGUAAGAUUUGUGCCGCUGCUGGCUCUUCAUUAUGUUCUGGCUAAUUUGGAGCCGUUUGAUUUGAAACAUUGAGUUAGUUGAGAGAGGAGUGGAUACAUAAGGUUAGUAUGGGGAGGGGGUUCAUAAAUGUAACUUGGCUACACUUUUUGCUACAGUAAGAUGUACCAAGACUUUUGACUGCUUCUCUACUACUUAGCGGGUCUUUUGAUACUUCGUAGUAAGAGUUGUUAUGGGUUUUAUGAGCACAGUUAUGUGAUGGAACAUAAUGUUAUGGGAUCGUUGUGAGAACACCGUUUAUACGCGAGUAAUUGAAUGCCAUUACUCUUUUAUAUUCUCAUAAAUAUAGGUAUAGUUAUAUUGAGUCAUAUAUUUGGAUACUUUGGCAUAGCUCAUACUCUACUGCAGUAGUUAGGAACAUUAUGUUAUGGCUAUUAUAUGUACAGUAGUGUGUUUUAGGGAGUGGCAUAUCAUGCAGAUAAUCUUAUACAAUGGCGUCUUCUAUCGUUCUUUUGUUACAGUGUAGUAGAUGGAAUCUUAUUUAUUAUACUAUUAUGACAUUGUAUUUACUUGUUUUUUUGUAAAGUAUACUGUACAUUGUUAUAGCCAUAAUGUACCAUUGGAUGAGUAUUUCAAAGCCAUGACUCAGAUUACCCGUUCUGUGUACUCUUACACAGAUUUACUGGUCGUUUCUGUCUUUUUGAGUCAUAUUUUCACUUUUCCGUCGCGCAUUCGAAGCCUUGAGAUGGCUAAAUGUCUCGUUUACAUAUGCAAAUUUAUGAGGCUGAAUAAACAGAGCGGGGGGGGCAUGACGAGUGUUUGGCCGGUGAUUUGUAAGAACGGAUUAGCGUUCCGUCGACCUCUAUCCUCCGCCCUUACCACAAGAUCGUAAAAUCAACAUAAACUUUGUUUACGACGUUCCUUUCAGGAGAUCGUUCUGAAUGAACUGUUGGAACGGCAGAUAAUUAUACAAGUUCACGGUAAUCAGCUGACUGAGGUGGUGGGUGACAUGGCUAACUAUGUGCAGAGCAAGCUGGCUACUAUCAACGUACACAUGGAGAGGCUGAAGCUGAAGCAGGAGCCGACUGGCAAGUUUGGUAGGUUUACUUUGAAGUAGUGUAACUUUGCUUUUGAUCAAUGUAUAAAACAUAGUCAGGCUGGAAUGACAUUUUCUUUUGAUUUUCAGUUUACAGUAAAGAUUGCUAUUACUAUUAGUAUUACUAUUUUAGUAUAUAUUGAAUUUACUUAUUUAAAACAUAUUUUUACACACUACAACUCAAAAACACGUCACAAUAUGACACACCCUUGAAAUCAAUUUUAUUCGAAAUGAUAUAAAUUCACCGGUCGAUGUCAUUUUCAGCGUUCCGUGACACUUCUGUCGCCAGCCAUUUGCGCAAAUGGCUACAGAACAGUGAAGCCACGUUGAGUCGGAUUCAGCACGAAACCUCGUUCAUGUCAAAUUCUCAGCCAGACCUGCAACGUUUGAGAGCGACCCUACAAGUAAGUUUUGAAGAAUGUCUAUAUAUUGUUUUUGGCCGUAUACAUCUGACAAUGAGUUUUGAUUUUCCGCAAUACGAUCUUGUUUUUGUGGUAAACUUUAUUAUAUUUAGAGGUUUUGUAUUGGACAAGUUAGUAAAUGUUUUUAAAGGGCGAAAAAUACGUAGGAUUUUUCUUUUUAGGUAAAUUUAGCUUUCUUAAAACAUUUUUUGAACCUAAUGAUUACAUUUUCAUUAAACCUUUUUACUUGUUCUCAACUUUUCUAAUCUCAUGAUUGUGGUCAAAUACGGAAGAAUGUUUAUCCAAUAUGCAAAUCUCUCAACGCUUGUCGCUAAUGCCGCUUAGAGACCUUGAUCUCGAGUUUACAGCUCCUUAAAGGUCUUGGUAUCUGUCGGUUCGUAUCUUCUAAUCUCUUAAAGCUAAGCGUGCGGUUAAUAUUCUAAUUAUUUCUUUUAAUUAAAGCUUACUUUUGUCAUAUUGUUGUAGUAUUAAGGUCAAAAAUUUUGUGGUGUUGCUUCAUUUAGUUGAAUAAUGUUUAUAAGCCAGUUUGAUGUUAAUGUAGGCUUAGUUUUGCUUCUUUUUGAACAGUUUGUUCAACGUCCUAUAUCCCAAAGAGUGUUUUAGUAAUAAUGUAUCCAAGUGUGUAGUAUAAUAUAUUUGUACAAAUCCUAGUCAUAAUGUGAAAUGAACCGUCAUCAUAUCACGUUUCUUACUGUAGCUUGACUGCGCAUAUCUAGGAGACGUGUAUCUUUUGUUUGGUCUUUAAGUGUUAAAGCGAACGUUGAGAUUAACUAUGAACGUUCAGAACGUUCGUUUUAUAAAUUUCUCCGCAAAUAUGAUUUUAGCCAAAGUACAGUUGGGCGGUUUUCUAAAAGUUUCUUGGGAUCGCCGCCAUCUGUCAUUUCUGACAUAUUUACUGGUGGUUUUGCAGUAAUUUUUGCUCAAUCUCUGGGCAUCUUUUGAUAUUAUAAUAUAGGAUAUUCUUGUAGAAAAUGAUAGGGGAUGCUAGUACGACAAAGGUUUGUAUAGUAUACUGUUAUUGUAGCUAAAAUGAUGUUUUUAACAUUUUGCUAUCUAAAUAAUUACUUAUUAUUCUAUAAUUUAAAAAUGCUUUAUUGGUUCAAACUUUAAACUGUAAUUAAGGCUUAAAUAACAGUAUGCAAAUUUUUUUUGUGAUAUGGUACGCUGGGUCUGAUGCCUUUCACUGAUAAGAGUGGACAGGCGUUCAUAACAGUUUUGUUGAGUCUUUAGCCCUUUGGUCGGCUGUCAGUAACCGUUCAUAAACUGCUUUAAUUGUUUUGUUUUUGCAGAAAAGUCAUAUACUUUUGCUAAUUUACGAUUCUACAAUAAUUUAUUGUACGACGACUUUUAGUUUUGUUCUUACUGUGGUAUCUUGGGAAUCAUCUUUUAGUUUACACUACUAUAAGAUUUCUUAUAGCAUACUAUAAUGUAUUUUUAAUGUUGUUUUAGACUAAAACAACUUUUUAAUAGUAUAAUAUUGCUUCUAAAACAUCUUUUUGAUUAAACGUCUCUAAAACAACAUCCUUUUGAAUAAUUUUGGGUCUUUAAAGUGUUUUGUAACUGUGGAAGCACGUUUUGUGAAUUCCCAGAUUCAUAAACAAUAAAUUUCGAUGUUUUAUCAAAAGUCGCGUUGCGAUAAUAUAUUAGUGGACAUCUGGAGCGGACGCCAUAUGAGUUGCUUCCGUGUCUCCGGAGUGCCCCAAAAUGGCGGAACUCUUUGGUCUGAUCUCAUUGUCCUCCUUUGUCACCGCCGGUUACUGUUUUUACUUUCAGACCCUCCAACUUGAGAUCGACACUGAAGGUCGCCACUUACUGCGAGCAGCCAAAAGACAUCUGACUAACAGGUAAGAUGACAUGCUUUGGAACGGCAAUGUUGUUGUUGUAUUGAGAUUGACAAGAUGGUCUUUUAUAGCUUGAUGGGUGUAGUAAAUUACUCUGAGUACCUUGUAUUUGUUUGUAGUACAGCUUAGACACUUUAAAGUUGUGUUACAGCCUUUUUGAUGACACAAUAGCUUAAAGUACCACGUGUUUUUUAUAGUCCAGUAAAUACUUUAAGAUUUUAAACUAAACUUUUAAACUUUACUGUUGGGGAUUUUGAUGCCUAAACCAUUUUGAAAACCUUCAAAUGACAUUUAAGAAUCUAACACAACCUUAAGAGCCUAAUACAUACUUCAACUUCCUUAAUAUAAUUAAUUUUACUUUUGUAGAGCUGUCGAACCCUCAGCUGACAGUCUAAAAGUUCAAAAAGUGCAAAGGAACCUCGAGUUACUGGAACAACGCUGGCUGAAGCUCUACUUAGGGGGAGUCGAGCAAACCGAGCGAAUCAACAAUCUACUACAACGCUUUGAGGUAGGUCCAACCAUCGUUCGAUAAUACUUUACUUAACUGUUUUUACCUUCAUAUAAUAUAUUUAGGCAUAUUAUAUUUUUGUUUUAUAUUAACACGUCCCAAGGUAUCUAUAACACCUUAUACUAUAACUUAACGUAAUUGAACAGUGACACACCUUGAUUACUUUAUUCUGAUUACCUUUAUUAAAAAAUGCACUUUCCUUGUUAAAAGCGGUAAAACUGUUAUUUAUACGCAGUUUCUGAAUGAAUUAGUAGAAAGCCGGCAAUCCCUUUUCGGAAUAUUCAGGUACCUUGUUUAGCGAUAUUCCGAGCCUCCCCCCCCUCUUCGUUCAUGCUGGGAAAACAAAAGUGUGGGUUUGCGCAACCCAGAAAAGCCGAUGCAAAAGUAUUCGAAUUCCACGCAAAAAUAUUUUAAUAACCUUUCGGAGAGCAGUCCCACUUUGUGUAGGUUGAGGGGAUGUAGAUUAUGGGGAUGACCUUUAAUUUGUCAUUACUGAAGGUCCAUUAGCAGCCGGCUCUAAGAGCUUAACACCCCUUAUUAGCACCCGGUUUAGACAAAUUAGCACCCCCCGCGGGGGCAGAUGACAUGCCGUGUCGCUCUGGAAACGGGCAGCUGCUCUUGAUCCGGAUCGCUCAGCUGUAAUGGCCAUAAACCCGCCUCAGGGUUAUUAUUUAUAGUUUAGGCAGAUCGUUUGAACUGCUUCCUGUGGCGAAGCGGUCUCAGCCUGUAGCAGCAGCAACAGGUGCGGUACAAAAUCUAUUUUCGCGCUUUCUAUGCAUCGGCAAUCCCAAAUUAAAGGCCGCUGCGAGUGGACUGUUGUUUUUGGGUGGCGUUUGCGCAAUUUUAUAAUAAUUUUAAAGAUUUUUUGAAUUUGAAUCCUUGGGUUGGUUAUAAACAAUAUAAAGUAUGAUCUACAAGUUUUAUACUAGCCUUGACAACUAUGUAGAAACCUUACACUAGCAGUACCAUCUAUAACAAUCCCUCCAAAACUGUUUAUUUUUCGCCUUUGUGCUAUUUACAUGUCCCUACUAUAAUAUUUAUAUUGCUAUCGAUUGGAGGCAGCCAUUAGGAAAACAAACCCGAGUUUUUUAUUGUUUGAUCAGCUCUCGGCCACGGUUAAUCUUAAAGUGACCCCAUCAAGUUGUCGAUCACCGCCCCUUUAUAUCAAAUUUCGUCCCUGUAUUGUACUCAAGGCCCUCAAUAAUUGAGUGACGCGGGGAGAGGGGGGGGGGAUCAUCCAUCUCAUGGAUAUUCUCCUAAUGGCGCCAGAGGUGUCGUCACGUCUUAUGGGAAAUGUGCGAGCUGCAAUCCCCGUUCUGGAUUGAAUUUUUUGAAAUUACUAGGGAACAUCUAAAGUUUUAAAACAACGUUUUGUAAUCAAAAAUUGUAUUUUCAUUGAAGACAUUAUUGUAGGUGGCGUUUUUAUUUUAACCUCUUUUUAACCAAUUUUGAAAUUGCCACUUCCACUGACCAUGACUCUGACCACAAUAUAUAUUACCGUUAUAGAGCGAGGAUCAGAACGGUUCGGACCUUGAAUCGGUGGGGAGUUUGGAGCCCGCCCGCAAAAGAGCCCGACCCUCAGCCAUCUCGGACGGUGAGAGUUCGGAGGAAGACGAAGACACCAUACCGUUCUCAUCAGGCGAAUACCGUCGUAUCUCCAUCAGUCAGAUGCACGAGAAGUGAGUUAUUGUAGAGUCAUAAUCACAGUAAUCUUACGUAAAGUCGGUAACAACCACCUGUAAACUGAGGUAGUCGUUACUGAGUUGUAACUACGUGUAGAAUCUUUAUUGUUUUAUGGUUUUUGCUUUACGGUGGUUUAUGACGUGAUACGACUGUGUUUAGUAACUCUGUGUCUUAAAAUAGCUGUCGUAUCGUUUUUUACUUUAGUAUUUGCAUUAUAUAUCAUUAUUGGUUACCUCUGGCGUCUUAUCAGCUCAUAAAGCGUAGUUAUGUGCAAUAUUCCACUCCUUUAUUGCUUUUCGAAUUCGAUUGUUCAGCGCUUCAAUUUGUCAUCCUGAGAAUAGAAGUUGUAUGUUUGGGAUGAUUGACAUCCCGCUACGUUCCCAUAACAUAAUGUCGUCGUUUCAGCUCUGAUCUGGACAACUCAACUGACAAAGGCUCGAACAAAAGCGAACGAGAGGAUGGCUGGUCCUCAAGCAAGACCCAGGAUGUUGGCUAUUCCAGCGGAGAGAACUCGCUGCACGAGGCCUUGAACCAGCUUGACAGGUAGGAAGGAGCUCCAUCGAUCAUUAUGAAGACAGCGCUUUUCCCAAAACUUUUGGCCAUGACCAAUUCCUUGAGUCAUCGCGGCUAAAGCAAAGUCGGGAAAGGUUGCAUAGAUUGUCCAACACGCUCGCGCUCACCUGUUUGUUUGCUCAAGCUGCAUCCCGAAAUGACCGCUCUGACAUCCGUGUCCUUAAUAUAUUUUAGCCCGGCGGCAUUGCGUUUCGUUUUUGGCUCAUAUGCUACCGAAAACAUUAACAACAACAUGAAUCAAAUUCGUUUUUAACAUGUUUGGCCUUUAUUUUUAACACGUUGAUUACUUUGCGAUAGCAUUCGAUUAACUUGCUCAUGAUAAUAUUAAUCAACAUAUGGGAAAUGAUUCCAAUUUGCCUUGUUUUAACCUCGCUUUUUCAGCUUUGACACCACCACCCAGCAAGACUGGAUGAAGAGUCAGAACCUGGUCAGCAGCUACUACAAGACCGUGCCCUUAGACGACGCCGGUGCUACUGACAAUGAAACCCCUCGUCUUCCGGCUCCAGGGAUCUCCUUGAAUCUGCCGGAAGACGAACUGACUACAUCAAUGAUCGUGAACAUGGACUCGAUCAACACAAUCGACACGUUCGACGACUACAAUGAGGUCAUGAGUAUGUUGGAGGAGAAGUACUCGGACCCCACCAAGCUCGGUACUCACUGGAAAGAACUGAAAUCCAACACUAACAGGAGGCUGUUCACCCCUUCACGCCCUCAGGUCAGACACAGUUUGGUGUCGGAUCCGGGCAGGGUAAGUUGAACUGAUAUUGGGGGAUCGGGUUACAGUCAUUUGCCAUUUUUUGACAUCCUUGCCUUGUUAUAGUAAAUGAUUUCGUAAAGGGGAAUUAACUUUGAACUAUAGUAGGUGAUAUUGUAAAACUUGACAUUUUAGAUGUCAUGCGACGCCAGUUCUGAAGAUUCAGAUGCCCAAAUCUCGACGAUUAUGAGCGAAUCCUUUAGUGGAUGGUCGGCCAAUGCCCUGAAGACAUAUACGCCACAAACUUCAUCCAUCAGAAAGCGAAGAUACCAAAGGAACAAUGCCCAGAAGCAAAGCGAAUCCCUCCACAACUCCUUCAUUACAUGUUCGAAGAUGGUAUGUCACGAAUUCUAACCUUUAUUAUCGUGUAUCAGAUGUCAUCAUGUUAUUGUAAUAUGAUUUCAUGUUCUUACUGUAUGAUAUGAUUUCAUGUUUUUACUGUAGCAUAACACAAUUUUCGAAUUUUUUACUGAACAACACACUUUUCGAUCAAAAGUAAUUUCCAAUUUCAAUAAAAUGAAAUCAAAAUUCUUUUCAGGACCAAUCCGUGUAUGACUUCGCUACACAAGACGUGAUGAGUCAGUCUCUGAAUCUCUCCAACCGAGCCUUAAACAAUCGGCGGCGUUUCCUCAAACGCCGAAUGCACAGGAGCGCUUCCGAAAACACAAACGUAUUGGAAGGUAAACAAUGUCACGGUAAUUUAAACUCGCUUGCAGCACAAAAGGCUACAGUACAGCGACGGGACUCGUUGAACAGCAACUCAUCGUGCACAACGUUCCACGAUUCUGGAGAUGCUCACUUCGAGUGGGACGACUACAAAGUGGGUUCGACUUUUGUUAUAUUGUGAUAGUAUUUUUAUAGUUUUUUUACAUUUGUUAUGUUUUAUGUUGUCUAAUGUUCUUUGAUGUUAUAGUUUUAUAGUUUUACACAAUUUGAUCCUCUGAACUAAAGAUUUAACUAAAUUUUGGUUUGUGAUAAUGGUCUGAUUACUAAACCAUAAUAUUUGACUAUCUAUAAUCAUAUUCUUAACCAUUAGAACAAAAAUGUGGUCUCGCCAUUAAAAUCGAACGCACAAUGCGGUCUAUAUUAAUAUAUCGCAUUAAUUAGCCAAUAUUAACGUAGAUCCAUGCAUUAAUUCAUACGAAUCAUACGUUGGACAGACAGCUGAAGUCGUUUUUAUUAAAAAAAACCCACUAAAACGACUUUCCUCUUUGCUAUAGUUUAGAAUCGAGGGCUUUAGCGUGCUGAUUGUAGAUCAAUAUUAUGUAUAAUAUAAUUAUUUAUAACCAAUCCACCAGACACCGAACCAUAUUAGCAUACAGCGAUCGAGUUGAUUUAAUUAAUCCGCUGGUAUUCUGCCUUCCGCUCAGUUUACUUUAAUGACCCUGUGUGGAAUCGACAGAGCUUCUUCCUUCCCCACACUGUACUUAUUCAGCACAAACAACUGGUUGAACACAAAAAACGGUGAGGGGAGAGGUUGCGCGUUUUUUUGUUCCCCGACGUGGCUGUCAACAAAGUCGUUGUUUUGGACGUUUGAAGAGAGACAUUCGAAGCCGCAAACAGAGGGAAGGGGGGGGUUUCGGCCGCCUUUUCUUGGAUUUAUUGCCAUGACUCGUUGUUUUUCCCCAUAGCGAAAAAACUCAUUCGGCUGCGUUGUUGUGAGCUUGACUCAGCGUUUUAAUUCUAGAAUUAGAUGCCAACCUCUAAAUGAAUCUAACUCAACGUUUGGGGACCUAAUUUAUUGCCAGUGCCUAUCAAAAUGUUGUCUUAAAACUUGCCGAUAUUAUGACUCUUUUUCACGCAAGAUUAAUCUUUUUCUUCCUCGGGAAAAAGCUGAAAAACACUUCGCUCCAGGCUUGAAUCGUGUAGCGAAAUGUUUCUUAGUAUUUCGCUUGCUUAACCGCGCCAAUAAUAAUAUACUCCACUUAUCUGCCACUUGUUUAUUACUCUUUUCACCGAAAAGCAGUUAUAACUCGCAAAACACUACUCUUUAUAAGCUAUCCUCUACAAAAAGCCACUCUUUAAAAGGCUACAACAACGUUAACCUUUGAAAGGAUAUAAGAACGUUAAAAUUGUAACAGUGAAGAACAUUACUUUAGACUGAACAUUAAUCUAAAAUAAUGUUCUCAAUUUUAUAUUCUCCAUUCUUACUGCCUUUUGUUUUCUUUUCAAACUAUAUUCUCAGUGAUAAAAACGUUCCGUUCUCGACCGAACGUUCCAAUCCAUCAUUCAAUCUCUAAUUACCUUACUUUUCAUAAUUCACACCGCCGAUUUUAGGAGGAAUCGGUGGUUUCUCAUGACAUAGACCAGUCGACCAACACCUUUAUGAGUCUGGACACCCCACUGCUGGCCCCGCUGAUGGUGGACGAAGACUUUCAGACCGAACUGCCGCUGAUGGAUUCGGCGGAACAAAGCGGCGUCGCCCUUUUCCUACAACAAUCUAAAACAGCGCUGAAGGAGGCUCGCUGCGUGCUGGAGGCCGAUAAAGAGGGCGGGAAGAUGAAGGUAGGUGCCUCAGGAAAAGCAAACCCUCUCCAUUACAGACUAUCGCCAAAAUCGCCGCCGAACAUCUGAAAAGCAUCCGAUCACUGAUGACAGCGACCGUCACCUUGGAUCCCGUAAGUAUUAUACCUUGUUGACGUUUAGAUCAAUAUUAAUAACACGUUUCGUGUGGAAUAAGAGAUAAGGAACUGAUAAGCGCCGUUAUACUAGCUCGAUCGAGAAGAACAUAACGUCUUGUUACCUAAAUCGACACAAGAGAUUAAUUCCUCCUAGAUCAAACUAGAAAACGAAUGUAAAACAUAGUUAAUAUUAUCUAACAUAUCAUAAUAGUAAUGAAAACAUAAGAAAUAUAUAUAAAUACAUCAGCAAAGAACGUGCAAACCUCGUAAAACCUUUUUCCGAAAUGAUUCUGUGACAAAAUUUUGUUUUUGAUGACAUAUUUUAUAGAUUAUCUAGAAAACAUGUCAUCCCAUAAAUGAGUCACUCAAAAACGAUAUUUUUCGGAAAAUAAUUUUAUUUUUGGAAUUACAUUAUUUUACAUGUAUUUCAACGAAUUUUGUAACAUAUUUAGGGAAAUAUGUUUAUUUUGUAUAGAAUUGUGUUUAUGGUAAGCGUUAAAACCUUCUACUAUAAUAGUAACGUUAAACUGUGUUUUGUUUCUUAUCUCUUGUUAGAUUACUCUUUCUGCUUGGUUGACUAGAAGCAGUCUUAUCGUUCACCAUUUGAAUAUAAAGCGUUUUCAGAGCGGCGCCGAAGCUUUAAACAAGCUUCACACGGAAUGGCUGGAGCUUGUGAAUAAGUUUGAGCUUCCUUCCAAUGAUUCCUUGAGUCCACACGAAGUUAUGGAGGUCAUGGACCUGUUCAGGACAAUAAAUCAACAUUAUCAGUUGUUUGGAGCGAUGUGUGAUGGUUCAGAUGCAAAACUACUCAAUGAGAGCACGUUGGAUGACCUCAGGGACACUUUGAGGACACGAAAGGUAAGUGUUUUAUAUUAUUUUAGAUAAAUUUAGGUAAUUUUCACGUCGGGCGUUUAUUUUUUUUUUGCUUUUUAACUUUGAAAAAGUUUUUUUCUGAUUGUGUUUAUGUUUUUACAGCUGGCUUCAAUGCGUUAAAUUAUUUUAUAGUUAGACUUUGAGCUAUUUUUAAGAUUUAUUUAAAAAAUAUUUUUAAUGAAUGUUUUAUUUCAGAAGCUAUUCCAACAACUCCGAACAAACUAUAUGCGAAUGAUGACACUUGUAUCUCGAGUACCCAACCUUGUACCAGAGCUGGAAAAGGUGAUCAACAACAUAAACGUGUUGAAUGGAUCAGUUUCGAACCUUGAGAACUUCUACCAAUUAUAUUGUGUGAAGGAGAAGAUCGAGGAGCUGGAUGGAGGUGUAACAGAGCUUGACAAAUGUCUCGAAGAACUCUCAAAGCGAUCUGUCCUUGAUUUGAACGAUUCCCUGGGCAAUCGUGUGAGGGAAAUCGACGAGGAAUUGAGUCAUUGCCAAGAUAGGAUGAGUUCUUUGGAACAUGUUUGUAACGGAAUCAUCUCCAGGCUCAGCUCGAGUCGAGUAGAGAACGACGAGGAGGAGUUGGAGUGCUGUCAAAAGUUCAUAAAAGACUUUAAUGACAUGAAGAGGACAAUCCAGCUGGUCAAGAACAGGUAAGGGAUUGGUUUGUUUGCUUUUGGGUGCUUAUUUGUAAGCUUAUUUAAGGUUUUGUUUAUACGCGAUGUUUUAUUUGUUUGAGCGUUUAAAGGAGAACAUUGGAGGGAGUAAUGUUACCGACGGCUGUUUUUGGUAGAUUAUACUGCUAAAGAAGGCUUUAGGUAUUAAAUUUCUGGAAUUUCUUUUGUUUUUUGGUGAAAUUUUGUGGAUUUCGUCAUUUUUAGUUGAAAUUUCUCGAGUUUCUUCUAUUUUCUUUUAAAAUAAAUGGCAUUUUCUCGUUUUAUUUCAAAGUUUCACGGACUUUUACACUUUUUAUAAAAUUUCCUGACAUUUUUCAUUUAAUUUUCUUGGUUUUGGUACUCGAAAUGUCAAUUUGAGAGUGAGAAUGUGAGAAUUUCUGUCAGGUUGACGUAAAUUUACAUUUUAAUUUAAACUUGUUUUCGGUUAGCUACGCAAAUUCGUUUAAUUGCGCGAUAGUUUAAUGGGGAUUACUAAUUAAAAUGUGUUGUAAAUUGCACGAAGACUAAUCGAAAAAAAUUAUUUAAAUAUUUGUGUUUAUUUUUAAAUUAAAUUUUGUAUUAUUCGAAUCUGGAAGACCAAUUUUGGCAUUAAAGGACAUUUCAUGCAGGCGUGGGUGUUCAUUAAUUAUGUGAGGAUAUUUACUAUUUUGGGGCAUUUUCUGAAUCUUUUUUAAUUUACGACACUAAUUUAAGGUAUUUACGAAAUCUUUUUAAGUUUGCAGAAAGAUUGCUUUGAGGUAAUUAGUAGUAUCACUUGUGUUAAGAUAGCUAAUAGUGUAAUGUAAAUGUUUACUGCAAGACAUCAAGGUAUUUACCACCCCAAUUAAUACGACCGACUUAUCCGGUAAUUGCAGAAUGGAUCGUUUGUGCAAGAUAAUUCCGGGAUGUGCAUCACGCUCCCAACAACACGAUGACAGCUACAGUGACUCGUCGAUCCCAGAAUCCGUGUCGAAACCGCGAAAACGCCGCAAUCUGACAGAAGAAACAAAAGAGCCGGAGACAAAAGAAUCGACCACCAAAAUGAGUUGGCUGAGUCCCAGCCGACUGGUUGCUCCAUUCAAGUCGAGUCACUCUGCUCGAGGCGUUCUGAUUUGCAUGGUGAUGUUGGCUAUCGGGACACUGCUGCUGGGACUGGUCACUGAUGAGGAAAUCUUCUCACGGCACAGCCACUGGUCGUUCCGUUUCGGGCCUCAGCUGAGCUACGUGGACGGACCUCCGCCAGUUUAA
Molecule: messenger RNA, 13554 nt
Organism: Bursaphelenchus okinawaensis
Lineage: Eukaryota; Metazoa; Nematoda; Chromadorea; Rhabditida; Aphelenchoididae
Source: the annotation of a GenBank genome assembly